AACUCAUUUUAUCUCAUGUGACGGCAAAUAGCAGAUGUGUGGUUUUAUUUAAAAUAAAAAAUAAUAAAAGUUAUAGCGCAGAAAUAAGAACUAAACAAUUUAUUACUCGCCUGUAAAUAUUUUAAGGAGGUACUCGACAGAUAAUACUUCGUGAAUCUUUGUUUUUCUUUACGAGUUGCAUGUUAUUUGAAUGGAAAAUGACUAAAGGAAAAGCGUUAAGUCUAACUGGAGUAGUUGUGCUUCUUGUGAUUGGAGGCUUAACGGUAGCAUUUGCAACUCCCAUUACGUCGGUUCCAAACAAAUCUAUCAACAAUGGACCUGAUUCUUGUUCACCGGUUAUUAUUGCACAUCGAGGCGCAAGUGGUUAUGUACCAGAACAUACGCUUGGGUCAUAUGCCCUCGCUAUAACGAUGGGAGCUGACUACGUUGAACCUGAUCUUGUAAUGACAAAAGACGGACAUCUAAUAUCAAGACAUGACAAUGUACUAGGAUUAACUACAGAUGUUGCUAGUCAUCCAGAAUUUGCCAAUCGUCACCGGACUCAGACAGUUGAUGGAACCGAAAUUAGUGGUUGGUUCACGGAGGACUUUACCUUAGCUGAAAUUAAAACUUUGAGAGCCGUUGAACGUAUACCGGAUAUAAGACCAGGCAAUGCACGAAUGGACGGCGCUUUUCAAAUCGCUACCUUCCAAGAAAUUAUUGAUCUUGUAAAAGGUAUGCAAAGAAGUCAACGACGAACAAUUGGUAUUUAUCCUGAAAUAAAACAUAGUAGUCACUUCAGUAAUAUAGGUUUGCCAAUGGAAGAGCUUGUCGUCAAUACAUUCCAUGCAAAUGGUUAUUUAGAUUCCAACUCUCCGGUUUACAUUCAAUCAUUUGAAGUGAAUAAUUUGAAAGAAUUAAAGAAACUAACUAAUCUUAGAUUACUGCAGUUAUUCGAAAGUGACAAAUCCCUCCAACCAGCAGAUCAAGCUUUGCUUAAUACCAGCCUUACGUAUGGCAAUAUGUCUACUCCGGAAGGAUUAGCUGAAGUUGCAAAAUAUGCUGCAGCAGUUGGACCAGACAAGAGCUUCAUAAUUCCCCGUAACGAGGAUAAUACUCUCGGCGAGCCUACCAGCUUUGUCGAAGAUGCUCAUGCAGUCGGUCUAAAAGUGCACCCUUAUACAUUCCGUGCUGAAAACACUUACUUGCCUAAGGAAUUUCAAAGUGACAAUCCAGCAAAAUCUGCUUCCGGUGACUUAAUGGGUGAACUGCGAAAGUUUAUUGAAGCUGGAAUUGAUGGACUUUUCUCAGAUCAGCCGGACAUUGCCGUACGGCUACGAGGCCCAUGCUUAUAAGCCCACCGAUUUUAUGUAGUAUGCAAUUUAUACUUAAAUACUAGCUAAUAUUAUAUUAUUUUUCUGUAAAUAAUAAUAGUCUGAUUCGAUUCUACGUUAGUCAAUGGUAUUACGGCGGACACAGUUGCAGCAGUUGCUGGCACUCGCGUAAAGAUUAACAAAAGUUUCAAUUCAAUCACUCGAACGAAGCAUUUUUGAUGCAAAUGUAGCAUAGAAUAUGAACAA
Vanessa tameamea is the source of this 1559-nucleotide messenger RNA. RefSeq lists its product as uncharacterized. Gene Ontology annotation, molecular function: glycerophosphodiester phosphodiesterase activity. The coding region runs from base 180 to 1334 and encodes 384 amino acids. NCBI's taxonomy places the organism in Eukaryota, Metazoa, Arthropoda, Insecta, Lepidoptera, Nymphalidae. The record is from RefSeq and is a predicted model, not a curated record. Gene Ontology annotation, biological process: lipid metabolic process. Gene Ontology annotation, cellular component: periplasmic space. The transcript has 2 exons.